This is a messenger RNA of Anopheles funestus (African malaria mosquito), 1956 nucleotides long. RefSeq names its product tubulin beta chain-like. Gene Ontology annotation, cellular component: microtubule; cytoplasm. Gene Ontology annotation, biological process: mitotic cell cycle; microtubule cytoskeleton organization. Gene Ontology annotation, molecular function: GTPase activity; GTP binding; structural constituent of cytoskeleton. Lineage: Eukaryota; Metazoa; Arthropoda; Insecta; Diptera; Culicidae. Bases 356 to 1705 code for a protein of 449 amino acids. The record is from RefSeq and is a predicted model, not a curated record. The transcript is spliced from 6 exons.
UGUCAUUCGUUCGUGGCGCGUUCAUCAGUUGCUUGCGAACCGCGAACCCGAAGCGAGUGCACGGAAAUUGAGUCCACAGCGUUCAGGUGCCACCUUCCCCCUUUCAAUCAUCGUGCAACGGCAGCACUACUUACGGGUGGUGUGCUCUAGAAAAAAAAAACCGUUUCUUUCCCGUCAUUUACCCCGCGCCCUGUUCGUUUCCGUGGCCAAACCGUGGUAGAAAGUGCACGUUUUCAAAAUUGGAUUAACACAACCCGCACAUAGUAUAAGACAAACCCUCGUCACCACCGUCAUCGUCUAGGCUCGUCCGGGUAACCGUUUUCGUUUUCGUGGCGCUCUUCUACAUUUCACAAUCAUGAGGGAAAUUGUGCAUCUUCAGGCUGGCCAGUGUGGUAAUCAGAUCGGGUCCAAGUUCUGGGAGAUCAUCUCCGAUGAGCACGGUAUUGAUCCGACCGGCCACUAUCAUGGUGACACCGAUUUGCAGCUCGAGCGUAUCGACGUGUACUAUACCGAGGUGAACGGCAACAAGUAUGUGCCGCGUGCGGUACUGGUCGAUCUGGAACCGGGCACCAUGGAUUCCGUCCGGCAGUCACCGUACGGUGCCCUCUUCCGGCCGGAUAACUUCGUUUACGCUCAGUCGGGUGCCGGUAACAACUGGGCCAAAGGUCACUAUACCGAGGGUGCCGAGCUGGUGGAUAAUGUGCUCGACGUGAUUCGCAAGGAGACGGAAGCGUGCGAUUGCCUGCAGGGCUUCCAGCUGGCACAUUCGCUCGGUGGUGGCACCGGUUCCGGCAUGGGCACGCUGUUGAUAUCGAAAAUUCGCGAAGAGUAUCCCGAUCGCAUCAUGAACACAUUCUCCGUCGUUCCAUCGCCAAAGGUGUCCGAUGUAGUUUUGGAGCCAUACAACGCUACCUUAUCGAUGCACCAGCUCAUCGAAGCAUCCGAUCAGACCAACUGUAUAGAUAACGAAGCGCUGUAUGACAUCUGUUUUAGAACGCUUAGGAUCUUCAAUCCUACCUAUCACGACUUAAACCAUUUAAUCUCUGUAACGAUGUCGGGUGUGACAACGUGCCUUCGGUUCCCCGGACAGCUUAAUGCUGACCUUCGGAAGCUGGCAGUCAAUAUGGUGCCAUUCCCCCGUCUUCACUUCUUCAUGCCCGGGUUCGCACCGUUAACGGCGAAAGGAUCCCAGCAGUACCGUGCCCUAACGGUUCCAGAACUGACUGCACAGUUGUUCGAUGCCAAAAACAUGAUGACCGCUUGCGAUCCUCGCCAUGGCCGAUAUCUGACGUGUGCGGCCAUCUUCCGAGGCACAAUGUCCAUGAAGGAGGUGGAUCAGCAGAUGCUGAACAUUCAGAGCAAGUACAGCAGCUACUUUGUUGAGUGGAUUCCGAACAACGUGAAGGUGGCCGUUUGCGACAUUGCACCACGUGGUUUAAAAAUGUCCGCCACCUUCAUCGGCAAUACCACGGCAAUACAGGAGAUCUUCAAGCGCAUCUCGGAACAGUUUACCGCCAUGUUCAGACGGAAAGCUUUCCUGCACUGGUACACCGGCGAAGGCAUGGAUGAGAUGGAAUUCACCGAAGCGGAGUCAAACAUGAACGAUCUUAUCUCCGAGUACCAACAGUAUCAGGAUGCUGAAGUUGAGGACUAUGACGAGAUGGAAGAAAUUCCCGAAGAGGAGCAACAGCAGCAACAAGAGUAGUGCCGAUAGUGGUGAUUAUUUUUAGCGUUGUUUUCCUUUGCUUUUGUGUUCCUAUUUCUAGUAGAAAAGUGUACACCGACGGUGGACGAAUGGUCCACCAGUACCAAACAAUUUUAAACCAACAAAACACUUUAAACUUUCAACACAGGCUUAUUUGUAAUAGAGAAACCGUGUAAGAUUUGCUUAAAGUGAAAUUCCAAUAAAUUAGAUAAGAUUGUAUCUUUUGACACAAAAUAACAACGGAAAAAUAA